Molecule: messenger RNA, 1044 nt
Organism: Ostrinia furnacalis (Asian corn borer)
Lineage: Eukaryota; Metazoa; Arthropoda; Insecta; Lepidoptera; Crambidae
Exons: 5
Coding region: 1-1044 (347 amino acids)
Source: RefSeq, a predicted model, not a curated record
AUGCGCUUGCGAGUGUAUCGUCACGAGACCUUCCAUUGGGCGUCGGCGUUCACUGGGAGGGCUAUGCCAAAACCAGAUUCAAACCUGCUCCAAAUGGUUGGGUUCACCAAGUCUACCGGCUUAUACAUCCUGUUCGACAAGCUGCCGGAAUUCGUUGCCGCUUUGCUCAACUCCUACUUCGACUACGGAUUUAUGAGUCAGAGUGAAACCUGCCAAGGUAUGGAGCAACCAUUGCAGUUACUGAUCUUUAAAUGUGUCUCUUCCGAAAGANUGGACGUCGUGGCCAAACCGCAAUACAUAUUCUACACGCUCCCAGCACAAAACUUGACGAGCAGCUUCGAAGCUGCAUUCAAUAAAGCUUCAGAACUCAGCAGCUUUCUCUCAAACAUAUCCAUCAAGAACCAAACAGUUUUACCGGACGAAGACACUACACCUGAUUCUUUAGAAGAAAAACUGCAGAAGACUGUCGAUAGCGUUCUCAACUACAAAAUUGACGAAACCGACCCUUCGUACAGAUUGUUCAAUGAAAUAAACAAAAAACAAUUCAUUUCAAUGACCUAUCUGACUAGAAUCACAGCUAUGACCAACAAACUUGCAGUAGCUAUAGAAAAUUUAAAAGCAAACGAUAUAAACAACGGUUACACUGAAGAAGAGGCAAAAAAACUUGAUUCGGACAUAAAUUAUAUCAGCCGGAUAUUCAAAAGAAGACCGUACGAGGCUAUAGCUAUACAUUUUGAUGUUAUUACCUACAUGUUAUCAACUAACAAUGAUUUUGACUUGGUUAAAAUUCUAGACACUGUUUGCGAAGACUUCAACAAUACUAACAUAGAUAUACUUAUCGAAGAUCAUAGAAGUAAGAGUAAAGUCUGCAGUAAGCAAUAUAAAGUCAUAUAUGGGGCUGUACAAAAUGUUAUCGCCGAUGAUUUGAAGGGAGCAAAAAACAGUUUGGAUAAUUUGCUGAAGACUCUGCAAGAUGACAAUGAAGAAGCAGGGGAUGUCGCGAGAUUCUUUAAAGACAGGUAUGGUCUUUAUACUACUUUUUAA